CUCACAAACAAGGCUCUAAGUAGUAGUAGUCAGACAGAAUUAGAAAAUCGGCUUCAUCAGCUGACAGAAACACUAAUUCAGAAGCAAACCAUGUUAGAGAGCCUGAGCACAGAGAAAAACUCACUUGUUUAUCAACUGGAAAGACUUGAGCAACAGCUGAAGACUAUCCAAGGCACUAGUACUAAUGGACCUUCCAUUAAUAUGGCAGGCAUUGACGGUGCUGAAGGUGCUCGUAUGCGUAAUGUUCCUGUCCUGUUUAGUGACAUGGAUACUAACAUGGCAGGAAUGUAUGGGAGAGUUCGCAAAGCUGCCAGCAGCAUAGAUCAGUUUAGUAUUCGGCUGGGAAUCUUUCUAAGGCGAUAUCCCAUAGCAAGAGUCUUUGUAAUCAUUUACAUGGCAUUGCUUCAUCUCUGGGUCAUGAUUGUUCUACUUACCUACACCCCAGAAAUGCAUCAUGACAGUCCCAGUGGCAGAUAGACUGAGACAGGACCAUAUGCUGUGCUAACGUCAUUUGGACUGGCAGUGUCUUUAGAAUAAUCAGUCCUGAAACAUCAGCAAACUUUUCCUCAUGGUUUUUAGGAAGAAUGAAAACCAUCAUGCCAGAUUUAUCGCUACUUUUCAAAUACAUGUAUAAUACUAUAUCUUUUUCAAUUUACCUAAAGGAGCGUCACUUUCCUGGAGAAAUAAAGCUAUUAAGUUAAGCUAUGGUUAGCCUUUACAUUUUACGUAGACCUGCUAGUGGUUAGUGUAAAAGAUAAGGGUUGCAUCUACAGAGAAAUGCAAGGAUUUCUGAAAUUACAGAUAUACAUGAUAAAAACUAUUUUAGAUCAUACUGGAUGUGGGCUAUGGUCAGGUAAUAAACUGUACUUAGCAAUUUAAAUAAACUUUAUUCUUUCUGGUUUCUUUCAGUCUGCUUUUGCACUUCUGUUUUUAACUUUGUAAAUAAUAGGCUUUUCCUUAACAUGUUAAACUGAAAAAAGGACAAUGGAUUGGUGCAAUAUCUUUUUGUAAAUAAGUUAAAAAUAAAAUAUUAUGCAUUC
Messenger RNA from Fulmarus glacialis (Northern fulmar), 1040 nucleotides. RefSeq names its product golgin subfamily A member 5-like. The transcript has 4 exons. NCBI's taxonomy places the organism in Eukaryota, Metazoa, Chordata, Aves, Procellariiformes, Procellariidae. The annotation marks the transcript as partial. Gene Ontology annotation, cellular component: Golgi membrane; Golgi cisterna. The record is from RefSeq and is a predicted model, not a curated record. Gene Ontology annotation, biological process: Golgi organization; retrograde transport, vesicle recycling within Golgi.